Molecule: messenger RNA, 711 nt
Organism: Coffea eugenioides
Lineage: Eukaryota; Viridiplantae; Streptophyta; Magnoliopsida; Gentianales; Rubiaceae
Product: pre-mRNA-processing factor 39-like
Exons: 4
Coding region: 57-554 (165 amino acids)
Biological process (GO): RNA processing; mRNA 5'-splice site recognition
Cellular component (GO): U2-type prespliceosome; commitment complex; U1 snRNP
Molecular function (GO): protein binding
Source: RefSeq, a predicted model, not a curated record
AAGAAAAACCUGGGCAGCUGUCACGUUCUCUGCAUUUAAUCUAUGUUCAGGCACAAAUGUAUAUAGACUCUGAAGUAUUGGGAGAAGGAUUAACAAGCACCGGAGGAGCAAUUUUGAGUUAUUCUUCUGCAUUGGCGGCCGUUUUACCCAUGGAUGAUGAGGCGGACAAGAAUUCUAAUGCUGCUGCACCACAUAAUCCAGACGAGCAAGCUCAAGCAGCUGCUUUUCAUAAAAGAGUACAUGAAAUGGUUGCUAGAGAUUCACGUAAUUUUGAUUCUUGGACUGGACUAGUUCAGGAGGUUGAAGGAAUGUGCCCUGAUAAUUUGGAUCUCAUCGCAUUAGCAUAUGAUUCAUUUUUAUCAAUGUUCCCUUUGUGCCAUUGGUAUUGGACAAAGUAUACUGAUCACAUCAUACGGCUAUCAGAUGCUCAUAAAGCUGUUAAAGUUUAUGAACGUGCAGUGGAUUCAACACCAUUCUCCACUGGCUUGUGGGUCGACUAUUGUUGUUUUGGCAUGUGUUUCUAUGAGGAUCCAUCUGAUGUUCGUAGGAUUUGAAGACAAAGAGGACGAUUGGUGGAGGGCAUGAGCAUAAUGGUCUUUAUUUUCUCAACUCCAAUGGUCCGAUUGCAUGUCCUGUUACUGUUUUUUCUCUUGAAAUUCACUGUCGUUUGGGUCAUCCGUCUUUACAAAAUUUGAAAAAGUUGGUUCCUAC